Camellia sinensis is the source of this 1314-nucleotide messenger RNA. The record is from RefSeq and is a predicted model, not a curated record. NCBI's taxonomy places the organism in Eukaryota, Viridiplantae, Streptophyta, Magnoliopsida, Ericales, Theaceae.
AUGAUGGUGAACGAUAAUGGGGUUAAGGAGGAGACCGUUUUGGUAAGUUCUACGGUUCCUAAGCGCUCUAGGCUCAGUAAGGGGUGGAGGCGGAAACAUGCUCAGUCAGGGGCUGGUUCCUUUUCUUCAUCAGGGGUUUCGGACACUUCGGUUGGAAGGCCCGGGGAGGUGCAGGUUUCAGACCAGUCUCAGAGUAGGGGGUCUGGUGGUUGUUUCGUUUGUGGCCAGCAGGGCCAUGGUAGACGUUUUUGCCCUUUGCGUGUGAAUUCUGCAAGUGUUUCAAAACCUAGUCAGACUCAGUCGUACCCAUCCAGUCGGGGGCGCUAUCGGUACCAGAAACAGGUGCAUCCUACUCUUUUGUUUAGUUCUCGAAUUAUGGACAAAUUUCUGAAAAGAAAAUCAACUAUUGUACAAGAUUCAUCUCAAUCCCAAGAAACUUGUGGUGAUAGUCACAUUCAAGAUUCUUCUUUUGAAUUUGCCUUCACUUUACACUUGAUGAAAAAUAUUUUAGGGAUUACAAAUGAGUUGUCGUUAGCAUUGCAAAAGAAAAAUCAAGAUAUUGUCAAUGCUAUGACACUUGUUAAAGUAUCUAAGCAACGAUUGCAGAUGAUGAGAGAUGAUGAAUCGGAAUCUUUAUUGACUGAAGUGUCUUCAUUUUGUAACAAACAUGAGAUUUCUAUUCCAAAUAUGGAUGAAAUAUUUGUUGUUAGUGGGCGGCCACGACGCAAAGCUCUACAAAUUGCAAAUUUACAUCAUUAUCAAGUUGAGCUAUUCUACACAGUCUUAGAUAUGCAACUUCAAGAGCUUAACAAUCGCUUUUCAGAAGCAAAUACUGAGUUACUUCUUUGUAUGGCUUGCUUGAAUCCUAGUAAAUCAUUCUUUGCUUUUGAUAAGCAUAAGUUGAUUCGUCUUGCAGAGUUCUAUCCAUAUGAUUUUUCUGCAACAGAUUUAAUGGUCCUUGACAUCCAACUUCAAAACUACAUUGUUGAUAUGCGCUUAAGUGAAGACUUUUUAGAACUUAAAGGAGUUGGUGAUCUUGCUAUAAAGUUGGUGGAGACAGAUAAACAUGUGAUAUAUCCAUUAGUCUAUUUGCUUGUGAAAUUAGCAUUGACUCUACCUGUCACGACAGCAACAAUGGAAAGAAGUUUUUCAGCAAUGAAGUAUAUAAAGAGUAAUUUGCGUAACCGAAUGGGAGAUCAGUGGAUGAAUGUUUGUUUGGUUACAUACAUUGAAAGAGAUGUAUUUGAUAGCAUUGAUAAUGAGGAGAUUAUGCAACGUUUUCAAAAUAUGAAAUCUCGUCAAGGGCAAUUGUAA